Messenger RNA from Lodderomyces jiufengensis, 381 nucleotides. RefSeq lists its product as uncharacterized. The transcript has a single exon. Lineage: Eukaryota; Fungi; Ascomycota; Pichiomycetes; Serinales; Debaryomycetaceae. The coding region runs from base 1 to 381 and encodes 126 amino acids. The record is from RefSeq and is a predicted model, not a curated record.
AUGGUUGUACUUGAUUUAAAUACUGGUAAAGCAGCUGAACAUCCAUCAAAAAUCAAUAGAACAAACAGUAAAAUUUCAAAAGAUCAAAAAUCAACUGGUAUAAAAAUCAAUUGGAUUUAUGAUAUAAAAGAAUUAGUUUCUGAAAAAAUUGGAGAACCAGAAGAUGAAGUUGAAAAUGUUGAAGAUAGAGGUCAAUAUUUUAAUAGACCUGAAGGUGCAGUUGGUGUCUUAGUUCAAUCUGGUAAAGAACCUGCUACUUUUGCUGGUUGGUAUGGUGAAACUCAUAAUGGUGAUUAUAAUUUAUUUGGUGAACAACCUGAAGGAACUCAACAAAUUUAUUAUUUAGCUGAUGCCAGAACAAUCUUUGUUGGAUUGUUUUAA